This is a messenger RNA of Prosopis cineraria, 1281 nucleotides long. RefSeq lists its product as uncharacterized. Bases 53 to 1153 code for a protein of 366 amino acids. Gene Ontology annotation, biological process: beta-D-galactose catabolic process via UDP-galactose, Leloir pathway; glucose metabolic process. Gene Ontology annotation, molecular function: carbohydrate binding; aldose 1-epimerase activity. Lineage: Eukaryota; Viridiplantae; Streptophyta; Magnoliopsida; Fabales; Fabaceae. The transcript is spliced from 5 exons. The record is from RefSeq and is a predicted model, not a curated record.
GCACUUCUGACUUGAGUCUUGAAACGCUGCCCCUUUCUCUCUCGUUUUUCAUAUGAACAAAAUGUCCAACUUCUUUGUUCUCCUUUGUCUCCUCUUCUUUGCUGCUUCUGGCUUUGUUACUGGAUCUGUCGAGAACAAGAUUCGCAUAUACGAGCUCAAGAAAGGCGAUGUUUCCUUGAAGGUCACUAACUGGGGUGCUUCCAUUCUGUCUCUGGUGCUUCCUGAUAAGAACGGAAAGCUGGGCGAUAUUGUUCUUGAAUAUUAUUCCAUCAAGGAUUACACUACGAACACAACGAACUUUGGUGCUACUGUCGGUCGGGUUGCUAAUAGAAUUAGAGGAGCUCAGUUUACUCUUAAUGGAACUGUUUACAAACUAGUUGCUAACAGUGGAAACAAUACAAUUCAUGGUGGAGCCAGAGGUUUUGCUGAUGUUGUCUGGAAUGUGGAAAGGUAUCAAAGAGAUGGUAACAGUCCAAGCAUCACAUUUAGCUACCACAGCGUUGAUGGUGAACAAGGAUUUCCUGGUGACCUCAUAGCAACAGCAAACUACACUCUACUUGGGAAAGACCAAUUGAGCAUAACUAUGAAAGCGAGAGCCUUAAACAAGGCCACACCAGUGAACCUGGUGAACCACGUGUUUUGGAACUUGGGGAAUCAUAACAGUGGCGAUAUUCUGGGCGAUGUGGUGCAGAUAUUUGGAUCCAAAAUCACAGCUGUUGAUAGCAAAAACAUUCCCACUGGAGAAUUCACAUCAGUGAAAGGAACCCCGUAUGAUUUCCUGGAACCACGCACUGUUGGAAGCAGGAUCAACCAGUUGCCUAAAGGUUAUGACAUCAAUUACGUGCUUGAUGGAGAAAAUGGGAAAAUGAAGAUGGCAGCCAAAGUGCAUGAUAGCAAGUCUGGGAGAAUGAUGAAGCUUUUCACGAAUGCUCCUGGUGUGCAGUUUUUUACUGCUAAUAGCCUCAAGGACGUGAAAGGGAAAGGCGGGUUUGUGUAUCAAGCUCAUGCAGGACUGUGUUUGGAGACUCAAGCCUUCCCUGACUCAGUGAAUCACCCUAAUUUUCCUUCAACUAUUGUGACCCCAGAAAAGCCUUACCGGCAUUACAUGCUCUUUAAGUUUUCCACCAAGCCUCCCUCAGCCGUUUCUACAUGACUUGGCCUUUGAACAUUCUCUCCUUCCUUGUGUAACUUGCUAAUCAGUGUACUAAGCAUUCAGCUCCUGAUCAGUUCACCAAAAUUGUGGUUCUUCAAAAUGAAUAAUAAGAAACUAUUUUGCGGUUA